UAGUGUAGAAUGUACAGGGCAGUAGUUUUUCUUCCUUUUAAGUUGCUUUGCCGGAGAAACAUGAACGGUCGCUAAUUGGCAGCUGCGGACGACUGGCCACUCUGCCCUAUUUUACCCGGCGGACUCAACAGAAAACCACUCUGGGGUACUAUAUUAGCUCUGAGUCUCUGGAAUAAGGUGGGCAAGUGCCGAAGUCGCGCAAAGAAGACAAGAAAGGAUGAGGGAGAGAGGCCCUGGCAGAAGAGGAAAAUAGAGAGCAAAGAAGAGGAAGGAAGAAAAAAGCAAGGCAAAGCAAAAGAGGAACGCCAAAGAGAAUCUCUGGGAUAAAUAAAUAGAAAGACUUGUUUGAAAAAAAGGCAGGCUAAAUGAAAAGAUGAAGCCGAUAAAAAAACAGGGACGGCGCUCUCCUCCCUCAACCCGGGCGAAAGGGGGAAAGCGUCGAGGAGUGGGAGAUGCCUCUGAAGGAGGAGAGAAGAGAGACUCAGAUGAGAACAGAGAUAGAAGUAGAUCUCCUCAAAACAGAGCAACCUCCUCGUCUUAUUCUUCUAAUUCAAACUCAGAUUCCUCACUGGUGGACCCAAUCAGAGCACGCAGCACUUCAGAGGGGGAGCAUCACAGAGACGACAGACUGUCAGAGUCGACGGUAUCACUUGUGAUGGAUUCUGGGAAACUGUUGACAUCCUCAGAUGAUAGAUCAGGGAGGUCAGGUGUGAGUGGUAGCAGCCACAGCGACAGUGGUGGUAGCAGUUGCAGUAACAGUAGUACACCAAGCGCCAACAACAGCCCAAACCCUGCCUCCAGCCGUAAAACAGCCACAUUUAAGGCUCGAGUACCCAAGAAGAAGUAUACCUCUGAACACUGCUCAUCUGCUACGGGGAACCAUAGCAACCCUUCCUCCAGUUCACCCCCUCCUCUUCCUCUAAGUGGUGGGGUCAUCAACCACGGAUCAACAGGUUCAACAGGAAGUGACAUCUGUGUCUCGCACGCUGAUGGUAACAGUCAGAGUAGGAGCCUGAUGGAUGACUUCCACAGCAGGACCACUGGCAGGGAUGGGCACCAGGAAAGCUCUCCAGGACCUCCUCCUCUGUCACUAGGAGGGGAGAGGGAAAGGUCUGGAAGAGGUGAAGUAGUUAGAGAUGCAGAGCGGGUGUCACCCAGCCCCCUUCCCCGCUGCUCCUCUACAGACACUGCCAGCGAGCACUCAGCUGACCUAGAAGUAGUCGGCGACUCCCAUACCAUCACACAUGCAGCCCCAAGUCUCUCUGAUGCGUUGUCAGAUGCCCUUGCCAAAGGGCUUAAGAAUCAGCGUGUGCUUGCACGCCAGAUAAGGAAAAGAAGUGACGAGGAGGGAGGAGGUGAAAGAAGGAAUGAAGGUGGGAGUUCAGACUUGGUGUUCCGGGCUGGAGUAGUCCGAAAGGUCAGUGGUGAAUAUGGAAGCCUGGAGGUGCAACUGAAUGGAGAGAAGACACUGUGCCGUUAUCCAUAUCGACAUGACAGUCCCCCAGGGGUGGUAGACAUAAUCCUAGAUGCCUCUCCACCUGGUGUUCAUCCCAUACCUAUUGGUACACGUGUCUGUGUGCCAUUUGGCAAUGAGGAGGGUAGUGAAGGCCAGUGGCAGUGGUACAGAGAAGGUGUAGUAACCCAGGUGGACACACACCCUGCAGUGGCCAACCGCUAUCGUGUCCUUCUUUCAGAGGAAAGAUCCAUAUCUGUGGAUGAAGAAGAGAUUGGCAGAGGAACAGCUGGUGCUACACAGGCAGUUUGGGUGUCCAGACAAACACUAAGGCUUCUGGUGCCACCGUGGGACCUGGAUCUGCCAUCAGGGGCAGGCCGAGAUGGAGAAGAAGGGGUCAGGGACAAAGAAAGGGAGCGGGAAGACAGGGAGGAGAUAGACGUAGAGAGGGAGGUGUGCCGCUUAAGCCAAGGAAUGACACCUAGCAUGGGGUCUGUACUGGGGAGAGGAAUGCCCUACCCUGGCAUGGUCCCUGUUUCUUCAUCAGGCCACAACAUUACCUCCCCUGUAACCCCAGCAUCAGUUCUUAGCCUUGUUCCAGGGCGAGAGUGGGAGGGGGAGAGGGACCUCCAAAGAAAACAGGAUAGAGAGAGGGAAAGAGAGCGGGAAAGGGAGAACAGUGGAAAGCAGCAACAGCAGCACCAACAUCAGCAACACCACCCAUACAUGCCGCCCUCACUCACCCCUGAAGAGGACAUGGAGGUGUCCCACUUUAAUAUGGUCCCAAUGGGGGCAAUCAUUUCUGGGGCCAAACCAAUGGCAGUUCCCCAACACCGCCACAUUGUCUCUAAGCCCCCACCUGGCUACCUCAAUCCCCACCUGUCUGUGGUGCGGGGCAUCGGGAUACCCCCUUCACACCUGGCCUUGAACCCCCACCCCCCUCCUUCGCCUGUCCUGCUAGGCCUUGACCCAGCAACAGCAGCAGCUGCAACAGCUGGUGCUGUAAUCACCACUCCCCAACUCCCUCCUCUCCCUCCGAUUUCCUCCUCCACCCCAUCCUCCUCCAGAGUAGAAAAGACCUCAGGAGGAGGUUCUUCCAGUGGAGGAGCAGGUGGUGGUAGUGGAUCAGGUUCGACCUCCUCAUCACGUUCCCGCACCCCGCUGACUGCUGCCCAGCAAAAGUACAAGAAGGGAGAUGUGGUGUGCACGCCAACAGGCAUCCGUAAGAAAUUUAAUGGGAAGCAGUGGAGGAGGCUGUGUUCCAGAGAGGGUUGCUCUAAAGAGUCCCAGCGCCGAGGAUACUGCUCCAGACACCUCUCAAUGAGGACCAAGGAGAUGGAAGCCAGUGGAGGAAACCGAGACCGUGGAGGAGCCAGCAGCACAGGGACUCUGACGCCGUCUGACCUCCGAUUAAGUGGUGGAAGAGCCAGCUCAGAGUUUGACUGGGAUGAAACAUCUCGGGAAAGUAGUGAGGCUAGCAGCCGUGGAGGGGAUUCCCGUCCUCGCUUGGUCCUUCCCUCUCUUCUUCCCCAGGACCUCUCUCGUUUUGACUUUGAUGAGUGUGAGGCAGCAACCAUGCUAGUCUCCCUGGGUGGUUCCCGCUCAGGCACUCCAUCAUUCUCCCCUAUCUCCAACCAGUCACCCUUUUCUCCAACCCCAUCACCCUCACCCUCUCCACUCUUUGGCUUUCGCCCUGCCAACUUCAGUCCCAUUACUGCUCCUCCUUCUCUUACCCCACGGCGUCAUCGCCAGCUCAGUGGCACUAAGUUGGGCACACCAGGGGCUGAGCGAGAGCGCCACCUCUCUGGGAUUGUGCCCACUUUUCCCACCAACCUGACCUUCACAGUUCCCAUGAGCCCCAGCAAAAGGAAACUUGACUCCCACCCUCCUCCUCCGCUGCCUGCAGUCCAGGACUACCCGACCAAACCUGAGCAGCAGCAACUGAUCGGCAUAGGGGGAGGCAUGGUGGGAGAUACAACCAUGGGCCACAACCCUGCAGCUUUCAGAGUCCUUUCUCCUCAGAGUCAGCCCACAACUCCUUCUUCACUUUCCUUCCCACGGCCUCGAAGUGCCACAAGCAGGCCACCAUCCUCUGCUGCCUCAACACCCCCACCUAUGCUAGUGUCUCCCACUCCUCCCUCCCCACUGCCCCAGGAACCUUCCCCACGUCGUAUUGUACCCCUCCGUGAUUCCCCAGUCAUUGUCCGCAACCCAGAUGUACCCCUGGCCAAAUUCUCUGAUGGUCCAUUGGGAAGGAGAGAAAGAAGCAGAUCCAGAGAGCACAGCCAACCCCAACAUGCAGCUCCUCCAGGCCUGCAGGUCCCUGUUCCAAUCAAUGGGGCCACUACCAAUGGAGCUGUUCUCCUGCGCAACCCCACAUCCACGCUUGUUCUGGUCACUUCCAGCUCGUCCCUGACUCCAGCUGCAGUAGGCAACGCUGCCCUGUCAAGCCCCUCCAGCAUUGGGUCGAUGCCCACUUCAUCAGGCUCAGUUCUGUCGUCCUCUGGCUCAGGGGGCAGAGAGAGGGAGAGGAAACCUGAGGGUCACCAGGAUGCCUCUGGAGGAGCUCUACCACAGCCAGUAGCUUGUCACCCCACCCCAACUGCCCUUCUGCCGCUCAUACUGCCAGCUGAGUCGCCUCACCCUGCUCCUCGCAAGCAAAUCAUUAUGGGUCGCCCAGGGACUGUUUGGACCAACGUGGAGCCUCGGUCGGUGCCAGUGUUCCCUUGGCAUUCACUAGUCCCUUUCCUGGAGCCCAGCCAAUCAGGAGCGGCUGCCCAGCCUGCUGAUGGCCAACAGCUUGUCAAUCAGAGCAAAGAGCCUCGUUGCGGUGUAGCCCUGGUGAGCGACGGGCGGUCCGGCCCUCCAGACCUUGAGAGGGGAUCGCCGUCAUGCCCUCCCCCGACCAAUGACAAUCCUCCUUCAGACAGGGGCGGGGCUGACAGCGAAACAGAGAGUGAUACUGAUGACCCGUUUUCCCCAGGUGUGACCAACGAUCCAGCUCCCUCCUCUGGCCCCAUCAAGAGACGCACUCAGUCCCUCAGUGCCCUGCCGAAGGAUGGAGACAGAAAGAGGGAGAAAGAUCACAUCCGUCGUCCCAUGAAUGCAUUCAUGAUCUUCAGUAAACGCCAUCGGGCCCUGGUGCACCAGCGACAUCCCAACCAGGACAACCGAACGGUCAGCAAGAUCCUGGGGGAGUGGUGGUACGCUCUGGGGCCCAAUGAGAAGCAGCAGUACCACGAUCUAGCCUUCCAGGUGAAAGAGGCCCACUUCAGAGCCCAUCCUGAUUGGAAGUGGUGCAACAAAGACCGCAGGAAGUCGCUGUCAGAGGGCCGGGGGACACCGAAGGAGCAACGGGAGAGGAGCAUGUCAGAGAGCAUAGAUCCCCAUUCAGAGUCCCAGGUGCUGGAAGGGAAGGGAGGGGGCUCGGGCUGGCCAGGGGGAUCAGAGCGUCGAGGGGGGCUGUUUGUGGGGCAGCACCCCCGUCCCCGAGCCUUUUCCCAGAGUGCCGUGCACACCCUGGAGCAGAGGGAGAGGGAGAGAGACCUUGAGAAGGAUGACGGGACAAGUUUAUUUCGCCACCGGGCCCUGCCUCAGUCCUUGUACCAGGGCGGGGCCAGUGAGGACGUGACCAGUGAUGAGGAGCGUAUGGUCAUCUGUGAAGAGGAGGGGGACGAUGAUGUCAUGGAGGAUUCCUGUCCCGAAGGCUCCAUUGACCUCAAGUGUAAAGAGAGAGUGACGGACAGUGACGAGGAUGAACCAGAUGGACAGCAUGGCUUCCAGCCAAUGGCUCGCUCCUCGCUCCCUUCUUCCUCUCCCUCCAUCCCUCACUCUGACUCCACCUCAUCUAAAGGGAACAGCAGCGGGGGAGGAGGAGGUGGUGGUGAAGAGGGAUCUGAGAGGAAGAGAAAGAGAGGUACAGAUGGAGGAGAAGAUGGGAGCGAGGAAGGAUCCAAAAGAGAGGAAACAGCAGCAGGUGGAGGCGAUGGAGGUGGAGGAGGUGGGCUGGGUGUCUCCUCUCUGUCCAUCACAGGGUCAUCAUCUAACACUCAGGCUCCCCUCACUUUGACUCAGUCAGGUUUGACCCAGGUCCUCAGCACCGUCCGCAUGGCCCCCACUAUGGUGACCAACGUGGUACGACCCAUCGCCAGCACGCCUAUCCCCAUCGCCAGCAAGGCGGUGGAAGGAACCGUUCCUCUCGGCUGUCUGCCCCAGGACAAGAAAACUACUCUCUUGAUUGGAGGAGGUGGACCACAGCAGCUGCCAGUCACCGCAGGGGGUGGGUACCUGUCCUCAUCCUCCUCUCCUGGUCCAGUCAGUGUAACUCCUUUGGGGAGCAGCGGCCUGGUCACUAGCCUAGUUCUGGGUGGGUCCUUUCCUGCUGCCCAACCUGUGCAGCUUGUCACCCCGCAGCCCCCACAGCCGCACACACAAACCCCGCUUCCUGUUCUCCACCCCACUGCUGCCACCUCUUCUCACACUACUCCCGCCAGCCUCAAGCCGCUAGCUCAGGUCCAGUACAUCCUGCCAACAGAGAGCCCCUCAUCCCCGCAACUCACCCACCAGCAAAUUCUCUCCCUUCCCACCAAUACUGCCCUGGCCAAUGGCGUGCACUCGGGGGCGGGAAUCAGAGUUGCGUCAGUCAGCCCCGGGACCAGAGUCCAAACCCAGUCGCCCGUCUUGCAGAGCAAGAUGUUGGUUCCCAUGGCAACAGUCAGAACAGGGUCUACUCCUCCUCAUCCCUCCAUCUCCCUGGUCGCUCCGCCUCUUCCUGUGCAGAACGGCCCGGCGACAGGAAACAAGAUUAUCCAGAUCGCUCCUAUGCCUGUAGUCCAGACCAGCGUUCAUCCUAACGGUGCAGCAGCAGUGCAUUCUGGGAGCCCCUUUCCUGUUUCUGUGGCAACAGUGAUGGCUCCCGGUGCCGCGCCUCCACAGACCGUUCUCCUGACCUCUCCACCCACCAGGAUUACGUAUGUCCAGUCUGGCGCAGGAGUUACUGCUGCAUCACCCCAGCAGGGCACACCUGCCCAGGGCCCUGCGUAUCUCCCAUCAUCUCUGGCAGCUCUUGGCUUCGCUGCGGUUUCCCCAAGUGGGCAGACCCUGGUUCAGCCAAUCGUUGGUCAACCACCACUGUUAGCUCCAGCCCCACCCCUGAGCUGUCAGUCACAGACUUCUCCUGGUCAGGCCUCGGGAAGCACUGUGCGUCAGGUACUUACUGCCAUCUACCCUGCACCGACCAUUGCACUGCCUACUGGUGUGGUUUCCGUUACGACAAUGCCGCCUGCAGUGGGCGCUCCCGCCCAGGACCUGAUGAAACCCUCCUCACCAUUGGCAACAGGAGUCCAGGGUUCUCCAGUGGCAACUCCUCAGCCUAACAUUGCCAUGGAAGUAGAGCCAAAGGUGGAGGUAAAGAAGGAAAUCCAGCCAGAUGGUCAGAUUGAGGAUGGAGGAAAGGGGUUGUCAAGCUGUUCUGCCAAUUCCUCAUUGUUCACCUGUAUGAGUAAUGCAACAGCAGUGAAAAAAGAGGAGGACAUCGGUCUGCAAAUCAAAGAGGAAAAUCUGAGAGAUGGGCACAGCAGAGAGACACUGGGCGAGACAGACAAAGAGCGAGAGAGAGGGUUGAAGGAGUGCAGUGAAAAGAUGGGUGAUGCAGAGACAGACAGAGAGGACAGCAGCAAAGAGUCUGGACCUCGUUCCACUCCUCCGACGACCUCAGGUUUGGAUCCCCCUCCUCCGCCUCCUGUGGAAAGAGAGCCCCCCUCUUCCUCAAAGAAGACCAAGUUCAGACCCCCACCCCUCAAAAAGACACCUGACUCUCUCGACAAGGUCUUGUCGGAGACAAACUUCGAGGAGCGUUUUGCUGAGCUUCCAGAGUUUAACCCUGAGGAGGUCCUUCCUUCGCCCACUCUGCAGAGUUUGGCCACCUCACCUAGAGCCAUUCUGGGAAGCUACCGCAGGAAGAGACGUAACUCCACUGAGCUGGAGCCAUCUGCAGAGGACCCCAGCUCCCCGAGGAGGAAGACUCGCCGUCUCUCCAGCUGCAGCUCAGAGCCCAACACCCCCAAGAGUGCCGCCAAGUGUGAGGGAGACAUCUUCACCUUCGACAGAGCAGAAGGAGAGGAUAUUCUGGGUGAUGUAGACCGGGUCCCAUAUUCUUCUCUGCGCAGAACUCUGGACCAGCGCCGGGCCCUGGUCAUGCAGCUGUUUCAGGAACACGGCUUCUUUCCUUCAGCUCAGGCCACUGCUGCAUUCCAGGCACGCUACUCGGACACCUUCCCCAAUAAGGUCUGUCUGCAACUGAAGAUCCGAGAGGUUCGUCAGAAGAUCAUGCAGACAGCCACGCCUGGAACUCUCGAACCCGGGGGCUCAGCUGAAACAAGCCCUGCCCGGUCCCACAGCUCCUCCUUCAAUCAAUCAUCCCGGGAGGACGGUGGGCCGGAGCAGCAUGGAGACAAAGGCCGGAGCCCUGAGGAGCCGAAAAGCGAAGGAUCAUAAGCUGGAGAGGAUGGAAAUUGCAGGAAAUCAAAGAAAGGAAGAAGAAAGAGAGAGAGAGGAGUGUGUCGUCUUCACAGAAUGUUCUCGUAUGUGUUGCACCAGUACUCCAGUGGGAUCCGAUUAACUGGCACUAAAUCUCCACCAGACCUGGGCAAAAAAAAGUUUUGAAUAUGGUCACAGAUAUUCAAACUACUCAAGGUGUGCUUGAUUUGUCCAAUCAGACAUUCAAAAAAAAUGAAGAGCCUCAAAAGUGGAUAAAUAACAUGCAAGUCCUGAUGAGUCAAGUGCUCCUUGUAGUUUCUUUUUUCCAGUGAUGAAGAAUAUUUUCAGUGAACACUUUGCCCAGGUCUGCUCUCAGCACAUUUGUACAGUAGUUUGUAGUUUAAGACUCACAAACUCUGUGGUACACACACUCUAUCUCUGGCACACACACAAACACUGGUGCGUAUGUAAUCUCCAGCAUGCACAUUAUCCCACACACGCACACACCCUUACCAAAUCAGACUGUUACUCUUGGUUGGCAGUCCUUAGGGGCCACCACCAAGGACCAUGACACACAAAGGCACUUUGUCACUUAUUGUGCAGAUGCAGUUUGCUGUUGCCAGCCAGCCAGCCAGCCAGCCAGCCCUCAGAUGCCAUUGACUUGACCUCCUUCUCGCCCUUCCACUCCUCAGCACAGUGGUCGGGACACAAACACAACCCCAAUGACCUCCACUUAUAUUCCACAGCCCCUCGAUGCUGCAAGACAGACAGCACACACACUUAAAUAUACUGUACAUUACAUGCAUACACUCAAACAUGGACACAUCUGUGCUGUGUGAGCACUUGUACACAAACAUAGUAAACCCUGGUCUGACCAAGCCAUUGGCCUGCACAGUUUUUAGUGAUUGUAGUGAGAAGAGAAGCUGAAAGCAUGAAAUCUAUUCGCUCCUGGAAAGUGAAAAGAGAACAGGAGUUGGGAUGUAGUGUGACCAAUAUUUGCACCUUCAGUUAUUGCCAUUAUGAAAGACUGAGUCCUCAUUGGCGGGAGCUGAUUAUAUAUGUCUGUAUGUCUGUUGGGGGGCCCUCCCCAAAACCUGUGUGAACAGGCUCCAUAAAGAGAUUAUGUAAAGAGAGACUAAUGGUUGUGAGGCUUUGAAGAUUCAAUGUUGAUUUCAACACUGACUGGCUCCCAACAGAGCAGAAGAGGGAAAACGCAGAAGAAGAAACUGGAAGACGUUCAUUGGAUGAAAGAUUUAUAUUCCACCUAUAAGAAGACAGAUAAUAAUAGCGAAUAAGGACAACAACAGCAACAGAGCGGAAAAAAAGUAGAAUUUUAACCAAACUUCUCUGAAUCUCCCAGUGGAUAUAAUGUUGCUUUCUCUCGUUAUUGUUGCCGUGGAAAUAACCAGUUUUACCGUGGCCUGUUUUUCUCUCGUGGCUCUAUUGUGUUUCUUCUCCAGCAUAAAAAAAUCACAACACAAAAAAAAGAAAAAAAAAACUUUGGACAAAGAAGGGGACAAAAUCAGUUGGUGGCAGCCCCUACUUUUAAUCAAACCUGGGGCAGUUUUCCACCCACCCUCCCCCCCUUCCCUCUGCUACGAUUUCUCAACAGACACAGAAGUGGGGGAGCAGGGGUGUUUGUCGUUUUGUUAAAAACGCAGAAAUCAGGUGUUUGCACAAUUUGUGCGGCCCCCUCGUCUGGGACUGCCGCAAGUUAAAUCAGGAAAGUAUUGUUUUUAGAGAUUGUUUUAGUAGAAAAAAUAAUAAUCUUGUUCCGUAUGUUAUCAACCUCCCUUUUCCUUACCUUGUCCUCUUCCUCUCCUCUCAACCCAUUUCUCCUCAGUCCUGUCCAUCCUCCCUUCCUUACCUCUAUCGAGUCUUUAAGACCUCCUCAAGUGUUGUUAGAAAGUGCCCUUAAGCACUGGUCCCGGGUCAAGCGCUAUGUAGCUCAGGAUGGCUCUGGUUAGGGUUAGUUCAGGGAAAGCAGAUCCUAGACCAGCCCUGGAGGGCAGUCUCUGGAGCCCUCCCCUCUUCCCUUUCUUCUCGACACUUUAUCCUUUCCCGUCAAAUGGUGCAAUAGGACAUUUUAUUUUUUUGGAAGUGGGUGGGUUAUUUUGUUUCCGGGGAAAGGCUCUGUGCCAUAGAUAUUAAACCCAGUGCAGUAAGUAAGAGGAAUGAAAUGUUGUGAUACUAUCUUUAACUAUGGUAUAAAAUAAAAAAAAGAAUCACACAAUUAUUGUUCUUGUUGAAGAGAUAGAGGGUUUAACUUACUAAAAGUCAAAGACAACUUUUGAAUAGCACUUUUUUGGCUCUUUGCUUCCCUGGUGAAGAGUGGGGGUAGUUAUUAUUAUGGGUAUCUCUUUUGUUUCUCUGUAUACAGUUGGAUGUGUGCAAAAAUAUAUAUACUGGUAUUUCCAUAUUUGUGCAUUUAGGUCUGUGUUUGGGUGUGUGUGAAUGUUUUAGCACAUGCAGGUAGUGUGUGUACACAACCAACCUCUUGUUUUUCUCCACACAGCAACAUAAUCAAUAGUCUAUUUUUCAUUGUAUUCUACAUUCUAUAUUCUACUCUAGAGACAGUAUUUUUAUAGUCACCAUGACUAUUUUGUCCGCCAUCUUGACUGUUAUUGAACCAAAUUCAGGAUAUAUACAAGCUAUAUAUUCAGGAUAUAUAUUCUAUAAAUAUAUAUAAAGACACACAGGUAAUAGAAGACUAUCAAUUUACAUCUCUGGGGUUAGGGCUGUUAAGUGUCCAUCUGCAUGCAUGUGCAAUCACAUGCACACGUGCACACACACCCCCACAGACAUAUGUGCAUACACACAUGUAUGCGUGUACACUGUAUGAUUGUGCUUAAAAAUAAACUGUCCUUACUUUGGAGAAGGAAUUUUAGGAUGAGCGAUGUGAGUGUUAUCUCAUAAGCAGGCAUGUUGACCAUGUGCAAUAUUUCUAAACAACAAAAAACUAAAUAUUGAAAAUAUUAAAGAUCUA
Cheilinus undulatus (humphead wrasse) is the source of this 10916-nucleotide messenger RNA. It is a transcript of the gene cica, whose product is annotated as capicua transcriptional repressor a. Gene Ontology annotation, molecular function: RNA polymerase II transcription regulatory region sequence-specific DNA binding; DNA-binding transcription factor activity, RNA polymerase II-specific. NCBI's taxonomy places the organism in Eukaryota, Metazoa, Chordata, Actinopteri, Labriformes, Labridae. The record is from RefSeq and is a predicted model, not a curated record. Gene Ontology annotation, cellular component: nucleus. The transcript is spliced from 22 exons. Bases 374 to 7948 code for a protein of 2524 amino acids. Gene Ontology annotation, biological process: regulation of transcription by RNA polymerase II.